AUGUCACUCCCGGGUGAUUCGGAUACACUAGCCGCUUCUCGAGUCGGCUCCGAAACGCCAACCUCCUCGAUUUUGAGUGCGUCAGAGGGAGGCGGAGGCCAAGAGACAAAACAGGCCCCCUUAUUUUUAAAGGAGGGCUCUGCGGUCAGUGCCAAGUACAGGGGCGCCUUCUGCGAGGCUCUCAUAGAAAAGGUAGAGGUCAACUAUCGCCUCCGUGUUCAACUCAAGCAGAAAAAGGUGUGUGUUUCAGUCGAAAAGGCGAAUGUAGUUUCCGACCAUGUUGAACCAAACGGUGAAGUUAUGGUUUUGUUGAAAAACGAGGAGCAUUCAUCUCCAAAUCCACAGCCUGCGACAGUUCUCAAAAUCACCGAUCUCAGUCUCUACACUGUUAUCUUUGACGAUGGUGAUAAACGCGUUCUAAAACGAACCCAGUUAGUUUUGAAAGGUGAGCGCCACUUCAAAGAAAGCGAAAGCCUCGACCGACUCCCGCUUACGAACCCCGAACAGUUCAAGCAGCCAGUGAUUGACCGUAGUAGGCGCUACCAAUCCAGUCUGGAGGAGGAAGAGGAGGAGGAGGACACCGAGGGUGACCGCGAAAACCUGGACGGGGAAGACCAGGAAGAGGAGGAGGAGGACGAGACUACACUCGCUGAGACCACCUCAGUUGGCGACUCCGAUGCCGGCGGCAAGCCAACUCCCAGAAGGCCACCUCGGCGCAGGUCCGCGGCCCAAGCGGCUUCCUCCUCAGCGACGCCCACAAGCGUCUCCAACCCGCCUGCACCUGCUCCCGAUGACCCAGACGACGCCGGUUACAAAUCUCUUCUUGGUAGUCUGGUCAUGAUCGAUAUGCCCAUUCCGUCCAAAAGUACGUUGUACGCUCGUCUGUGCUUCUACCGCGGUCCUGGAUAUCGCGAAGCUAGCCCCCCUCCCUCACCCCAUGCUCCAUUUUCCUUCUCAGAUGAAGCCCCGCAGUCGACUUUAGGCGCGUCGAACACGAGCACAACGUCGGAGGCGUCCACUCCAUCACGUCGCCGCUACGCACCAGGUCUGGUCGUCCUUCCCUCCGCGAUGCCCUCCAUCGAUCUAAAGGCCGUCCACGCGGCUACCCGUGAUGCCGUUUUUCUUGUCAAGUCUUUCAGGGAGAACCGAUUCUUCGCGGUUCCACGGUCGUGCCUUGAGGUGCUUUCCCGCGCCAAGGCGGUGAAGCUGGCUCACCAAAAUCCGGGCCUUCGUACGGCCUUCGAGCGGGCAAUUCUAUGGCUAGAUCGUCGCGAACUUCCAGCAACUUGGGGCUCCGAUGUGGAAGCGCUGCUGGGACCUGGUUGGCUAAGCGGAGACAACUCCGACGAGGAGUCUCUCGAUGCCUCGAAGUCCCGUCAGCAGUCCACGGCGAGCCGAAAGAAGUCUCGUCCACGUCGACGACAGCGGACGUCGUUUUCAUCGACGGACGCCUCGUCUUCGUCCACAGGCUCCAUGUCCUCCCCCUCCUCCGCGUCCUCCUCUCCGUCAAAUUCCAGCGACGAUGACGACGACGACGAUGGAGCCCCCUCGUCCUCCUCUCGCUCCUCGCCUGGCCACCCAAAACCCAAACGCAGUCGUCGAACCAAGACGGAGACUCCCAAGUCCGCUAGCAGGGAUGCCAGUAAACGCGGUGCGCACCGACGUCAGAGGAAUUUCUCCUUUAGCUCUGAGACUCCGGCGCCCAGCGACAGUGAAGGCGAGGAGAAGGCCGACUCCGACGACUCCACGAGCAGCGACUCACCGGCCAACUUUGAAGCCAGAGACAGGUGGAUUGCGCACCUCUACCGAUUCAUGGACCAGCGAGGCACACCCAUCAAUAAGGCACCGAGUAUAGCGAAUAAGGACCUCGAUUUGUACAAACUCUACCGAAUUGUUCAUCGGUUGGGCGGUUUCCACCGGGUAACUUCUCAGCUCAAAUGGGCCGCCGUCUACUCGGAGAUGGAUUUGCCGCACAACUUCACAGCCGGGCCUCGCAACUUGCAAACAGCAUUUAAGAAGUACCUAUUCCCGCUGGACGACCUCUCUCGAAAGCUCGGCACCAACCUCGACGAAAUCCCCAUUUCUCGACCCCGAAAUCUCAAACUGACGACGGCCCAAGCCCCUGCUAAGACGUCGGGCGGUGGAUCCACGUCGAAACCGUCCACCACUGUUGCUGCUGGUGACUCCGCAGGACUGAAAUUCUCGAAGUCCUCGGACAAGACCCCAACGCCUGGCGCCCAAACGACCAAACGGACGUCCAAGUCAGUCAGCCCUGACGAGGGCAAGAAGGAGCUGACCCAGAAGAAGGCCUCCUCCAUCAAGGACGAUAAGGAAACAAAGGUGAAAUUCCGCCUGAACAUGUCAAUUAUUAACCCCCCAGAGUACCGCAAUCUUGGUUUCCCUGGAACUGAGGCGAAGUCCAAGGUCAGUAGAUCCUCGGCUCAGGCGUCAUCGACACCCGUGGGACAGCGAAAGGCCUCUUCGUCUUCAACUACUGCCGCCAAGCAGGAGGCGUCUGGUGACAAGUCUACUGUGAAACCUUCCGAAAGACCAGAGAAGAAGGCUUCAUCAGUUGCUUCGAAGGAAGAUCGGAAGACAACGACUGCCUCAGACGGCGGCAAAGGUCGGGCCGUGAAGAAAACCUCACCUCCCAGCUCUCUGCCAUCUUCCACGAAGAAGCCUUCCACGCCAGCACCGCCACACGAUUCGAAUCCCGCUCCCAAAACAAGCGAUUGCGCCCCAACUGACAAAAAUACGGUCCACUUACAGCGCGGUCUCUUGGAGGGUUCUACGAUCAAGGAGUCCCACAGUGCCUCUAGCAGUCCUGUUCUACCGUCCUUCGAAAAAGGCAAUGAAAUAAGCCACUCAACCAGUGACAAGCUCACACCUAUCCCCGUUGGUUCGAUCGUGCGAGUUCGUCACAAGGGUCACUCGUACAAGGCCAAGAUCGUGCAGCACAUCCACCCGGCCGGCCAGCCCGAGGGUUUAAAAUCCACUUCCUCGGCCGUAAGUGGCGUCACCGACACCUCCGACGCCAGUUGUCCUUCUCCUCUGACCGCGUCGACCGGUGAAAUUCGAUACCGAGUUCACUACGCCGGCUGGAACGCCCGACACGACGAGAUCAUCUCCCGGGAUCGAAUCCUGUCGGUUAUCAAGGACUUUAGACGGUCUCCGUCGUGCUCAGCGCUGAACCUGUCCGAGAGGGCGUCAUCGUGCACCGAAACUCACUCUGGAUUGGAUGGCGAGGAAGGCGAUGACGGCGCCUUGGGCGAUACAGCCUCUGACACGGGAAUGACCACUCACACAAGGCAGCAACGGCGUCAUCUGGGCACGGCCAGACUCAAGCGACCUCGUAGCUCGUCAACGGUGUGCGACGACGAAGCCGCCGUCGUGAGGAAGGCACCCAGGAUUGCCGAAGACAACAAAGGGUCAGGGACAUUGACUCUGCAGGCAAAAAUUCGGAAACGUCGUCUGCUUGGUUUACGGGGUCGGCGUCAGCCCGUUGUGGAGCUGCUCGUUCCCUUUCAUACUGCUUGGACGCAUUCGUUGUGGGAACGCGGUGCUGUCUCCCCGCACGACGGGCUGUCUUAG
Messenger RNA from Mesocestoides corti, 3591 nucleotides. The record is from the annotation of a GenBank genome assembly. Lineage: Eukaryota; Metazoa; Platyhelminthes; Cestoda; Cyclophyllidea; Mesocestoididae.